AUGCCUCGCCCAGGUCCUUCUCGCUCUCAGCGCGCCACUCAGCCAUCUCAGUCCCAGGCUGGACCGAGUCAGACACAAAGAAAAGGACGUGCACGACAAGAAGAAGACGAGUCAGACGAGGGAGAUGCAGCAGAGAAUGGCAUGGAUGAGGACGAGGACGAGGAUGGGACUGGCCAUGGAGAAGGGGACCUGUUGAAGAAAGCCCAACAACUGGUCAGGCUGGCUCUGUUCAACGAGCAGAAACGAACGCCUCUACGCAGAGAUGAAAUAUCGAAGAAGAUCCUUGGUACGAAGCGUAAUGCCUACAAUACUGUCUUCAGUCAAGCACAGACGAUUCUUCGCAAUACUUUCGGCAUGGAGCUUGUCGAACUUCAAACCCGCGCUGCUAACCAAGAGGCAGCACAAGGUGGAGAUCCCGACAAGAAGAAGAAGCCCAACGGCAGUCAGGCAAACGGUGCAGCAGAUGACGACGAACCCACUGGUAGGCAAACCGUGACAGGGUUGAAGAAGAAAGCGACAACGCAAGGUUCCAAAACCUAUAUUCUGCGCUCUACUCUCGACCUGGCACUUAUUGAGAUCGCGACCACAAAGAGUGAUCCACAAGUGAUGGAGGAAGAAGCGGCAGACGCGCGCGAAGAUGAAGAUUAUGGAUCUAUCAUCAACUGGUCUCGCACUGACCAGCUUCCCCUCCUUGGUGUCCUCUAUGUCAUCCUCGCACUCAUUCUUUUAAACGGGAAGGUCAUGAGUGACAUGGACUUGCGUUCCCUUCUCAAGCGUCUUCGCUUAUCCAUUGGGACUCCAAUAACACUCAACGAUCAGUCCACCCGCAAGAAUAUCACAAUAGAAGACUAUCUUUCUUCCCUUCAGCGCCAAGGUUUCCUCGACCGUACCCAAAUCGGUGGUGCCGCCACAGCAGGCAAUAAACGUGGCCGCGGAGGGCAAUCCCAAUCCCAAGCUCGUAAUGGCGAAGGCGACGGCGAUGCCGCGUUUGAAUGGCGAUGGGGCCCUAGGGCCACGGCAGAGGUUGGAGAAAUGGGGAUCGGCAAAUUCGUGGCCGAUUUCUUGGAGGAGAGAAUGAGGGAGGCGGAUCCCGAGGAUGACGAUGACGAUAUGGAUGAGCGCGCGGCGCGAAAAGCAAGGCAGAACCGCGAGGAGCAGUCGGCGAAGAGAAUGGAGGCGCUUGUUAGAGGUAUAGAGAGGGCUGCUGGAGGCUCAUUGGCUGAUGUCAUUUAGAGCUUCCUCCGGCGUGGCUUCGCCCUGCUGUAGGCUUUCGAGUGCAUAUUCACCAUUCACUACUCGUUGUGCCGUAUCUUCUUGCUUAUCUCUGUAUUCUUUAUUCCUUCCUCUUCGUUCCCAUGUUAUGCUUCACUUUGGUACUUCACCGUCUUUCCUUGCUACAUAACUUACUAUCCGAAUACUUGGCCUACCGUCCCAACGCCGUGUCUGGGCCUGUUCGAC
Messenger RNA from Stereum hirsutum FP-91666 SS1, 1458 nucleotides. RefSeq names its product MAGE-domain-containing protein. The transcript has 5 exons. Bases 1 to 1233 code for a protein of 410 amino acids. The record is from RefSeq and is a predicted model, not a curated record. Gene Ontology annotation, biological process: DNA repair. Lineage: Eukaryota; Fungi; Basidiomycota; Agaricomycetes; Russulales; Stereaceae. Gene Ontology annotation, cellular component: nucleus.